AGACCUCCUCUGGUCCUCUACAGGUCUACAGAGACAUGUGGACCAUGCCUGGUCCACUACAGAUCUACAGAGACAUGUGGACCAUCUCCGGUCCUCUACAGGACUACAGAGUCAUGUGGAUCAUCUCUGAUCCUCUACAGGUCUACAGAGACAUGUGGACCAUCUCUGGUCCUCUACAGGUCUACAGAGACAGGUAAACCAUCUCUGGUCCUCUACAGGUCUACAGAGACAGGUAAACCAUCUCUGGUCCUCUACAGGUCUACAGAGACAGGUAAACCAUCUCUGGUCCUCUACAGGUCUACAGAGACAUGUGGACCAUCUCUGGUCCUCUACAGAUCUACAGAGACAUGUGGGCCAUCUCUGGUCCUCUACAGAUCUACAGAGACAUGUGGACCAUCUCUGGUCCUCUACAGGUCUACAGAGACAGGUGGACCAUCUCUGGUUUUCUACAGGUCUACAGAGACAGGUGGACAUCUCUGGUCCUCUACAGGCCUACAGAGACAGGUGGACCAUCUCUGGUCCUCUACAGAACAAGAGAGACAGUUGGACCUCCUCUGGUCCUCUACAGGCCUACAGAGACAGGUGGACCAUCUCUGGUCCUCUACAGAACAAGAGAGACAGUUGGACCUCCUCUGGUCCUCUACAAGUCUACAGAGACAUGGACAAUCUCUGGUCCUCUACAGGCCUACAGAGACAUGUGGACCAUCUCUGAUCCUCUACAGGCCUACAGAGACAGGUGGACCAUCUCUGGUCCUCUACAGGACAAGAGAGACAGGUGGACCUCCUCUGGUCCUCUACAGGUCUACAGAGACAUGUGGAACAUCUCUGGUCCUCUACAGGUCUACAGAGACAUGUGGACCAUCUCUGAUCCUCUACAGGUCUAUAGAGACAGGUGGACCAUCUCUGGUCCUCUACAGCUCAACAGAAACAGGUGGACCAUCUCUGGUCCUCUACAGGUCUAUAGAGACAGGUGGACCAUCUCUGGUCCUCUACAGGUCUACAGAGACAGGUGGACCAUCUCUGGUCCUCUACAGGUCUAUAGAGACAGGUGGACCAUCUCUGGUCCUCUACAGGUCUACAGAGACAGGUGGAGUCAUUUCUAGAAACUAAACCAAAACAAAGAACCAGAACCUGGGUCCACAUAAACCCUGUUAGCAAAACGAGUCAGGGGACUAAGGAGUUUUAAAACCACCAGAAUUAAAGAGUCUUAUGAUCCAAAACAAAUCCUCACAGUUAAUAUGUCCUGGUUCUGACAGAACAACAAGAACCAGAAUUGGGUCCCAAACACAACCCAAGAACCAGGUCCUUAAUAAACCUGAAUACCAGAACUGGGUCCUGAAGUGGAGUCAAACAUGUUGUUUAUGUUGGUGAUCUAACUGGUCUGGGUUUUGAUUUGACCCAAACAAAAGAGAUGGAUCAGGAAACCAGGUCCAGACUGAACAGUUUUUGUCUACUGGUCUAUCCUGGUC
This is a messenger RNA of Austrofundulus limnaeus, 1469 nucleotides long. RefSeq lists its product as uncharacterized. The transcript has 2 exons. The coding region runs from base 309 to 1103 and encodes 264 amino acids. The record is from RefSeq and is a predicted model, not a curated record. NCBI's taxonomy places the organism in Eukaryota, Metazoa, Chordata, Actinopteri, Cyprinodontiformes, Rivulidae.